UGAUUUCUUAUACAAGCAAACUACUCUAUGUUAUAGUUGUGUUAUAUUUUUGUCUGGUUUUAAACACGAAUAAAGAAGUACCAUUUAUAAUAAUCAAAAAAGAAAUACGGCCCUCAAAAUUUCAUUUCGUCUUGGGCCUUCAAAAAAAAGUUGGAACGACCCUAAUUAUAUAAACAACUCAAACUGAAUAACCAUAGUACCAUACCACUAAAAUGUUUAUAAUUUUUUUUUUCGUAUUUUUAUAAUACUUACAUAUAAACUUUAAAGUUUUAUUUCUUAGUUUCUAUUAAGUUUUGGAGAAAGUGUAAGGAAACUCUUUCUCUAUUUCGGGUGACUUUAACACACGCUUUCUUUUCCAGUCAUCUUUCAUGACAUUACUUUCACUCCGGUUAAUGAUGUUGGUUACAGUGGGGACUGAGUAGAGACACAACUUUAAUGGGCCGUAUCAGUUGGGUCUGGCCCAGUUUCCAUUACGACAAACACUGGGCCCACCUGGCGAUUUUAACGUGGUAGAUGGACUGGUCAUCAUGAUUCCUUUUAAAUAGAGUCAAUUCAAAACAUAAAACAAAAAGCCUCGAAUUUUGCUUCUAUCACGGACUUCCCCAUUCCCUUUAGUCGGUGGAGGUGAAAUCACUACAAGUUCUAUAACAACAUCAUCUAUCUAUCUUUCUGCAUGAGUAAAUUCUAAUACAUUUGGUCGUGGAGUAUCUGAAUAGAGUUCAGCGGGUCGUGCAUAGUAAUUUUCCUAACACACUGGAGAUGUUUUAUCAAGGUGCGUGUGGAAAUAAGACGGAUGAGAUUAUUCCUAUAUAUGGUUCUGGAAUGACGGAUUUGUUUCCUACAAAUGUUUUCAAGGCGGAAAGCGGAGUUACACUUGCCUCUAGUGGUCCGUUUUCGAGAAAACGGUUACGUGAUUCGUCGUCUUUCAAUCCGCAUCCGAAUCAGCAACCGUUUGGUGUGUUUGAGUUUUUUAACGAUGAUAUCGCGUCGCAGAUUUAUCAACAGCAAUUGGAGAUCGAUCGCUCCGUUGCUCAUCAUACGGAGAAGGUGAGAAUACAAAUCGAAGAAAUGCAAAUGCGAAACUCGAUGAAAUUAACCGCAGCAUACGAACUAAUAAACAAAAGAUUGAAAACAAAAGAAGACGAAAUUCAUAAAAUGGUAGAGAUAAACCAAUCGCUAGAAGAGAAGGUAAAAUCGAUGACCGUAGAGAAUCAAAUAUGGCGAGAAUUAGCUCAAACAAACGAAGCAACCGCCAACGCGUUACGAAACAACCUCCAACAAGUACUAGCAGAGAUUCAUUUCCAACAAGAAAACCAUUUCAGAACCAAUGGCAAUGAAGACGAUGCUCAAUCACAAUGCGGAGGCAAUUUCGACGAUCAAGACGGUAGUGGAAGAGAGAGAAAAGAUGAUAAUAAUGAAGUUGAAUGGUAUAAUAAAAAUAGAAGGGGUAGGUGGUGCCGAAAAUGUGGGAAGGAAGAGUCAAGCGUGUUGUUGGUACCGUGCAGGCAUCUGUGCGUGUGUAGGCUGUGUGUCUCCAACGUCGACAAUUGCCCCGUCUGCAACUGUGUAAAGUCUGCCGGGGUACAGGUUAACAUGGGUUAAAUAUUAAUUAAUAUCUUUUGGCUUUGGGAAAUGUAAUUAAAUUCUUUUUUUAUUAUCAGGAAAAAGGAAAUUUUAGUUGUUUUUUUUUUUU
Molecule: messenger RNA, 1693 nt
Organism: Helianthus annuus (common sunflower)
Lineage: Eukaryota; Viridiplantae; Streptophyta; Magnoliopsida; Asterales; Asteraceae
Product: probable BOI-related E3 ubiquitin-protein ligase 2
Exons: 3
Coding region: 760-1602 (280 amino acids)
Biological process (GO): regulation of programmed cell death
Molecular function (GO): ubiquitin-protein transferase activity
Source: RefSeq, a predicted model, not a curated record